AAAAAGAGUAUAUGAAGGCCGUGGAAACACAAAUUUUAAGGACCCAAGUUUCAGUCUCUCUGUACCAUGGAAAAUAGUGAGCAGCCACUGCUCUCUACCAGAGAUGAGGACCAAACCCCAGGGCAACCCCACAAUCCAAUACUAGCAAACACUUCUCUAUUUUCAUCCCACAAUGCCAAUUACGGGAACGAUAUUGAUCCGAUUAACGGAGUUGGGGAUUUCUUCAGAGAGUUCUUUGUGGAAUCAAAGAAGCUCUGGCGUCUUGCUGGCCCGGCCAUUUUCUCAUCUCUGUGCCGUUACUCCCUUGGCGCGGUCACUCAAGUCUUUGCCGGCCACCUUAGUGCUCUAGACCUGGCUGCCUUCGCUAUCGAGAACUCAGUAAUUGGUGGGUUCUCUUCUGGCAUACUGUUUGGCAUGGGGAGUGCACUGGAGACGCUGUGUGGUCAAGCCUUCGGUGCUCGACGGCCAGAUAUGCUGGGAAUCUACUUGCAGAGGUCAUGGGUUAUCCUUAUUACAACAUCCCUACUACUACUGAGCUUCCUCUACAUCUUUGCGGGGCAAAUACUGAAACUUAUAGGUCAGACAGAGGCGAUCUCAAAAGCAGCAGGGAUUUUUGCGCGGUGGAUGAUUCCGCAGCUGUUCGCUUAUGCAACGUACUUUCCUAUAAUUAAGUUCCUGCAGUCUCAGAGGAAGAUAAUGAUGAUGGCAUGGAUAUCGUUUGUGGCUCUAAUUCUCCACACAUUGUUUAGUUGGCUGUUGAUGCUGAAGCUGGGGUGGGGUCUGGUGGGUGCAGCAGUGGUGCUCAACGCUUCCUGGUGGUUCAUAGUUGUGGCUCUGUUGCUGUAUGUUCUUAGUGGAAGCUGCGGCCAUGCAUGGUCUGGGUUCUCCUGGAAGGCCUUUCAGAAUCUUUGGGCAUUUGUAAGAUUAUCCCUCGCAUCCGGGGUAAUGCUCUGUUUAGAAGUGUGGUAUUUCAUGGCACUAACUCUUUUUGCCGGGUAUUUAAAGAAUGCAGAAGUCUCUGUGGAUGCUUUGUCCAUAUGCUUGAGCGUAUUAAGCUGGACAACAAUGGUCUCUCUUGGAUGCAAUGCAGCCAUAAGCGUAAGGGUGUCAAAUGAACUAGGGGCAGGUCACCCGAGAACUGCAAAAUUUGCAAUACUGGUUGUCGUGAUAUCUUCAUUCUUUAUAUCUCUCGUCCUCUCACUCAUUCUAGUUUUGGGGAGAAGGCAGUACCCAGCCUUGUUUUCCAGCAAUCCUGAGGUGAAGCAGCAAGUAUAUGCGCUCACUCCUUUGCUUGCUGUUUGCAUUGUAAUCAACAACGUUCAGCCUGUUCUCUCCGGGGUGGCAAUCGGAGCAGGAUGGCAAGCUUUUGUAGCGUAUGUGAAUAUUGGAUGCUACUAUGUGUUUGGGGUGCCUUUGGGUCUAAUAUUGGGUUAUGUGCUCCACUUCGGUGUCAAGGGAAUCUGGUGUGGAAUGCUGUCAGGGACUGUGGUACAAACUUGUAUCCUGUUCGGAAUGAUUUACAGAACCAACUGGAAUAGAGAGGUUUCCAUGGCUGGAGACAGAAUAAGAAAAUGGGGAGGGGGUGCAGCUUCCACAGAGAAUGAUGUUGAGAAAUGAAUAGACUGCUUGGAAGCCACGUUGAGAAUUCUAAAAUUCCUGAGAACAAUGUUGUCAUCAACAUUUCAAGGAUCCGAAAACCAAUUAAUCCAUAUAUUCUCUUGUCCAAUUUUCAAAUACUCUCUUCCAAUUUGAGUCGUGCUUUUGUAAUCUAGGUUUUUAGUGAUCCGGUUGUAUUCCAUAUUAACAUUGGUAAUUAAUUUGUGAAAAAGAAUGGAUUGGUUUUUAUGUCA
Messenger RNA from Vitis vinifera (wine grape), 1850 nucleotides. RefSeq names its product protein DETOXIFICATION 29. Lineage: Eukaryota; Viridiplantae; Streptophyta; Magnoliopsida; Vitales; Vitaceae. Gene Ontology annotation, molecular function: xenobiotic transmembrane transporter activity; antiporter activity. The transcript has 8 exons. Gene Ontology annotation, cellular component: vacuolar membrane. Gene Ontology annotation, biological process: xenobiotic detoxification by transmembrane export across the plasma membrane. Bases 67 to 1617 code for a protein of 516 amino acids. The record is from RefSeq and is a predicted model, not a curated record.